UGGAAAAGACCAGAAGCCCACUGGUUUUUUAAUUGGGCAAAAGAGCCUACAUGGUUAAUUGAAAUUAUCACACUGUGGACACCUCUUAUUAAGUUUCCUUUUUUUAAUUAGUAAAAUGAAACACGUGUUUUCUUUCACGGUUCUUUAGAUCAACACUCCGGCGUGCCCCCUUUUUAUCUCCCAAAUUUGUCGUCUCUGGUUGGCCAUUGAAUACAAACCUACCGGGAAAGUUCAAAGAAAAUCCCGACUAUUACCUGCAAGUGUAUUGCUGCUACCCCCACCUCCCUGCCUAUCUAUUUGCUGGAGUAUAAAAGGUGCACAAUAAUUAAUACAUUGAAAAGCACUCUAUCUACACCCUGCCAGCCCCCUCUCCCUUCAUCAAUCUUGAAACUUUACCGCACUGAAAGAUCGGAUCAAGCUCCAUAAUCGCACGUUUCUGCUCCAAUUCUCACCAUUUCACACUUCUCUAUGGACAUAGAAUCAGCUACGGAGUUCUUAGGAGGUGUUCCUCUGCUACAGAGGUUGCCUAGCUCGUCUCUCAAGAAAAUCGCGGAGCUCGUUAUUGUUAAACGCUAUGAGGAAGGACAGUAUGUUAUUCGUCAGGGAGAAGUUGGGGAAGGAAUCUAUUUUAUAUGGAAAGGGGAGGCACAAGUCUGUGGAACAGUAAAUGAAGAGGAAGAGGGUCGUCCUGAGUUUCAAUUGCAGCGAUAUGAUUACUUUGGUGAUGGUUUGUCUGCGUCUGUUCAGCAGGCAGAUGUAAUUGCUUUGACUAAGCUAAUUUGCUUAGUGCUACCUCAUGAUCAUUGCACUUUGCUUCGACCAAAAUCUAUAUGGAAUGCAGACAAGACACUCGACUCCUGCCCCCUUGUGGAGAGCAUAUUGCAUUUGGAGUCAAUAGAAGUGAAUAUAUUCCAGGGCAUUACUCUGCCAGAUGCCCCACGAUUUGGAAAGGUCUUUGGAGGACAGUUUGUUGGACAGGCAUUGGCUGCAGCAUCAAAAACAGUUGAUUGCUUUAAACUUGUUCAUAGCUUGCAUGCUUAUUUUCUUCUUAUUGGAGAUCUUGACAUGCCAAUUAUAUACCAAGUUCAACGAAUACGCGAUGGGAAAAGCUUUGCUACCCGAAAAGUUGAUGCAAUACAAAAAGGAAAUAUCGUAUUCACAUUGAUGGCUUCAUUUCAGAAAGAAGAACAGGGGUUUGUCCACCAGCUAGCACAGAUGCCAGCUGUGCCUGAACCAGAACUGCUUUUGUCAAUGGAAGAGCUGCGUGAGAAACGUCUUACUGAUCCUCUUCUUCCAAGGAGCUAUCGCAACAAGGUUGCUGCAAAAGAAUUUGUCCCUUGGCCAAUGGAAAUAAGGUUUUGUGAGCCCAACACUAACACUAAUCAGACAAAAUCUCCUCCAAGCCUGAAGUACUGGCUUAGAGCAAAAGGGAAACUUUCAGAUGAUCAGGCAUUGCAUAGAUGUGUAGUGGCAUAUGCUUCUGAUCUCAUAUUUCUUCAAGUUAGUGUGAAUCCCCACCGUGCUAGGGGUUUGAAGCCAUCUGCAGUUAGUCUAGAUCACACGAUGUGGUUCCAUAGGCCUUUUAGAGCUGAUGAGUGGUUAUUAUUUGCGAUUGUGAGCCCUGCUGCCUAUAAUGCUCGAGGCUUUGUAGUUGGUGAAAUGUUCAAUAGAAAAGGAGAGCACAUUGUGUCAAUAACUCAAGAAGGGCUUCUUAGAACAUUCGCAACAACAAAUCCAGCCAGAAAUCCAACCACUGCCUCGAAGCUUUAGUUUGGGAAUUGCUGUCAAGUCGUCGGUCGUGAAACUAUCGUCGUAUCAAAUAAGGGUUCCAAGAUUUUUGCUCCUCUUCUUUUAUGCUAAGAGGCGGUUUCGCUCGCAGUUGUGAUGACUCUGUGUUGAUCAAUACCGCUUCUUCUCCGGGGAGUACUUAUUUAUGAAGAAAAAAAUGUAAACAGGUCCAUUCGCAAGGAAAUAUUAUAACUUUUAGCGUUUCGAUUUCUCUGAUCAAUAAUAAAAAUACUUAAUCAAA
Molecule: messenger RNA, 2029 nt
Organism: Populus nigra (black poplar)
Lineage: Eukaryota; Viridiplantae; Streptophyta; Magnoliopsida; Malpighiales; Salicaceae
Product: acyl-CoA hydrolase 2-like
Exons: 17
Coding region: 469-1770 (433 amino acids)
Biological process (GO): fatty acid catabolic process; acyl-CoA metabolic process
Molecular function (GO): fatty acyl-CoA hydrolase activity
Source: RefSeq, a predicted model, not a curated record